This is a messenger RNA of Medioppia subpectinata, 789 nucleotides long. The record is from the annotation of a GenBank genome assembly. NCBI's taxonomy places the organism in Eukaryota, Metazoa, Arthropoda, Arachnida, Sarcoptiformes, Oppiidae.
UGAAAUGAUAGGACAUAAUUGAUUGGUACACAGCUAUAAGAGCAGCCAAAUUCAGACACUUGCAAAUUGCUUUCCCGGAGACACCGGUCGACGAUUUGCUCAAAAUACUGACCAAAGACUUUGUCAAAGAGGGCUUCCUAUGGAAAACUGGGCCCCGAGUGAGCGAUUCAUACAAAAAGCGAUGGUUUGUUUUGGACGACAGGAAACUCAUGUAUUUGGAUCAGCCUCUGGAGGCGUACCCGAAGGGCGAGAUAUUUUUGGGCGACUCUAACGAGGGAUUUAUUGUCAAAUCGGGAGUUCCGCCGGGAAUGAAGGAACUCGAGAGCGGAUACUCUUUUACAUUAGUCACACCGGAGAGGACGUGGCUCUUCGCGGCCUCGAGUACUGAUGAUCGGCAGUCGUGGAUGAAAGCACUGGAAUCGGUGAUCAAUCAGACGUCUUCGGCGCCCAAUGACGCCAUGCAAGAGACGGUUCGCAACGAUUUGCGCCACUCUUACGCCAGAAAAAGUCGAGACUCAAAAAUCCUGAACCAAAUGAGAAAAUUAACGGGAAAUAUUCUUAACAAACAAUAAAACAGUAAAACAAUAAAAUUGAAAUAAGAAGAAGAAAUUUCACCCAAUUAUCGAUCUUUCAUCGGAGAAAAGCUCACGAUUUUCUCUACAAAUCAUUGAAUACUUAUUAAAUAUAUUGAACACGAAUUUCAUGCAAAACGACUUUUCGCGCAAAACAUAUAAUUGAAUGCAAUGUAUAACAGAAAUUGUGUGAAAAUUUGUGCCCAAAAACUGAAUA